This is a messenger RNA of Tetrahymena thermophila SB210, 2178 nucleotides long. RefSeq lists its product as hypothetical. The record is from RefSeq and is a predicted model, not a curated record. NCBI's taxonomy places the organism in Eukaryota, Ciliophora, Oligohymenophorea, Hymenostomatida, Tetrahymenidae. The transcript has 4 exons.
AUGCAAUCUAGGUUUUGGGAUAACUUAAUACAAAGUGUGCUAGAAAUGUAAGAUAAUAAUAGCUAAGUUUAAAUAGAUUGGAGUUCAUAGUUCUGUAGGUCUUAUUCAGAUAUGAGUUAGAUAUUAUUUGAUUUAGAUUGUGAUGCUAAAUUAAUAAUUUUCAGCAAACCUUGUUUCGAGGUCUUUGAUUAUACAACCGGAAAACUAUUGCUAGAUAAAAUAUUAUUUCGAUUUUAUGAUGAAGGUUUGUGUUGUAAUCCUAUACUAAAAGUGUAAAAUUAACUACUUGCAAUUUAUACCUAAGAAGACUAAAUACAGAUAGUGAAAAAUUAAUAGUACUAUCCAAUAAAUUACUAGGAUGCUUGCUAAUACGAGUUAACAUAAGCUUAUUAUGAUCUAGAUAAAAACAUCUACAUUCUAAUCACAGGAUAACAAAAGCAGAUCCUUAUUAAAAAUAUUUUUACUAAUAAUAUCUUAUUUUUAUAUAAAACUACUAGUUAAUUUGAUAAUAAUUCAGUGUACUACUUUAAAGAAAAUUAAAACUUAAUUGUUAUUGAUAAUACUCCAACAAUUUAUUUAUGCAAUUGUUUAACAAACGAAGUAACUCUUUUUAAAAUUCAAGUAUAUCAAACAAAGGGAAUUAUAAUGGAUGAGAAAAAAAAUAUCAUUUUUCUAUACUCAGAUAAGUUUAUUCACAUAUAUAAGUUUCCUUCAAUGACUUUUAUAGAGAGUUUCUCCCUAAAAUUAUAAGAAGAAACACCUAUAUAAAAUAUAUACUUAAACACAUAAUUUAAUUUAUUAAAUGUAUUGACUGAAAAAGCACUGAUUUCUUUUGAUUUGACAGAAGUUCUCUAUUCUUCUGAAGUUAAUUUAGCUUAAUACUAAAACAUAUAAAACAUAGUACUCAACGAUUCAUAUUAAGUUUACUAUAGUUUAUCAAAUUACUGCAUUAACUUAUUUAAAUAAGCAGUGUAAGUUGAUUAUUUAGUGCUAUUGCAAGAUUAGUACAAUAUUCAUCCAUACUUUACUGAGUUAAUACAAAUAAGCACAAAAUAAAUUAUGUAUAUACUGUUUGAUAACUUUUUCUUAAUCGAAGUAGAUUUAUUAAAAGAAAAAUUAUAAUUAAUUUAAAAGAUACAAUUAUCUUAAAAUCCAGACAACUAUUUUUAUGAUAAACCUAGGUAGCAAAUUCUCAUUUUAUACUAACAAAACUUAUAAUUAAGUUAAAUAAACCUUUAGGCUCAAUAAAUUAAUGAAGUUAAUUUUGCUAAUCUUCCAUAGAGUGACUUCUCUUAAGCCUUAAUAAUUGGUGAUUUUAUUGUUCUUCCUUCUGUCAAUAUAGUUUAUACCUUCAAUAUUUCAACUAAAAUAAUAAAUGAUGUUAAUCUUUAAAAUACGAGUGCAUUUUAGUUCAUGUUUAAGCUUUAAUCUAAAGAUAUAAAGAAUUAUUAAAGUAGUUGGUGGAAGAUCCCUUUUGAAUAUGAAGACAGAUAUAAUACUAGUGAUUACAUUGAAUCAAACUAAAGCACUUCUUUAGUGUGUAUUGUUUCAUUAGAUUCUUAAAACACUAUUAUCUAAAUUUUAAAUGUGAAUACAAAUUUAUUUUAACAAUUAUUACUCCAAGAAACUACAAUUACAAACAUCGUGAAUGAUCCUUUUAGAAAAAUAAUCUAUACUGUUUUAAAUAAAGGUAUAACAAAUAUUUACGAUUGGAAUUUGAAUUUUAUAAGUUCUUUGUUUAAUCCAUGCUUAAAGCAAGCAAUAAUAACUUUUGACUCUAAUUUCAUAUAUUCUGUUUGUCCAACAGAUAUAAUAAUCUAUAAUGGUUUGAGCUUUUAAUAAUAAUUUCCUGUAAUAAAUUAUGGAAUAGAAGAAGCGACAAAUAUGAUUAGUAUCAAUUUUAAUAAUUACUUCAUAAUAAUCUAAAAAGAAUAAAUUUACUUAAUAUAAUUGCAAUAUAAUUCUAAUUAUAAAAUUCUCUUUUAAAAGUAAGGAAGAUAUUAUCAAGUCUAGGUUUUGCAACUCAUAAAAAGUUAAGAUGAAGAAUACAGUUUAUUAAUAAUCUUAUCUUCCUAGUCUGAUAUUGAAAAAAUAGUAAUACCAUUAUCUCCUAACAAUAAAUAUCAUUAUCUCAAUAAAUAUUUAAACAAAUUGAGGCUAGUUAAUAAUUAUCUUUGA